This is a messenger RNA of Rhineura floridana, 2086 nucleotides long. It is a transcript of the gene VEGFD, whose product is annotated as vascular endothelial growth factor D. The record is from RefSeq and is a predicted model, not a curated record. Gene Ontology annotation, cellular component: membrane. Gene Ontology annotation, biological process: sprouting angiogenesis; vascular endothelial growth factor signaling pathway; induction of positive chemotaxis. Lineage: Eukaryota; Metazoa; Chordata; Lepidosauria; Squamata; Rhineuridae. Gene Ontology annotation, molecular function: chemoattractant activity; vascular endothelial growth factor receptor 3 binding; growth factor activity. The transcript is spliced from 7 exons. The coding region runs from base 512 to 1564 and encodes 350 amino acids.
CUGCAGGCUUCCAUGAAGGCUGUGAAAAAAAGUCUCAAUACAGAGUUGGAUUACAGCUCUCUCUAGCUCAAAACAUUGACUGUUCUACUGCCGUCUUAAAGGGAGGCUCUAACAUGGAGCACCAACCCCCCCCAGCAGAUUUUAACCUUUCCUGGACCACAAAUGAAUAUUGAGUUUCUCUUUGUGUCCAGGUGGGAGGUGGAUUGAGUCUUUUACAAAUUGGAACCUGUAUUUGCCUGAUUCUGGAAACAUUUUAAAACUAUUUUAUAUUUUUAUAUCUAAAAAGUAUUGGCAAGAAAAACAUGAUUGUUUAAGUGAAUCCUACUUUUUUUUCUCAACUCUGCUGUUUAUUUCUCAUGUAUACUUUUUAAGUUUACAUGGGGGUGAAAUUCUGGUUAUGCAUUUUUAAAAAAAUAAACAGUUCAUAGGGAAAUGUAUUUUGAAACUAUUUCUUCUCCAGCUGUAUGAUAUCAACGUACAACGUAGCAAAGUGUGGAUAUUAAGCACGAGGAUGUACAAGCCGUGGACAAUUGUAAACAUAUUCAUGGUGUCUUUUCUACAUCUGCUGCAAGGUUCUGAACAUGGAUCUGUAAAGAGAAUGUCACUUUCUGCUCUAGAGUGGUCAGAGCAGCAGAUCAGGAAAGCUGCCAGCCUGGAAGAGCUACUUAGAAUUACCCACUCUGAGGACUGGAAGCUGUGGAAGUGCCGACUAAAACUCAAGGGUGUGGCUGCCUUGGAUUCCAGAUCUGCCUCGCAUCGCUCCACAAGAUUUGCCGCUGCUUUCUAUGAUAUUGAGAUGCUCAAAAUUAUAGAUGAGGAGUGGCAAAGAACUCAGUGUGUGCCAAGGGAGACCUGCGUAGAAGUUGCCAAAGAGCUGGGCACAACCACCAACACAUUCUUUAAGCCUCCUUGUGUGAACGUGUACAGAUGUGGAGGCUGCUGCAAUGAAGAGAGCCUGGGAUGCAUGAACACAAGCACAUCUUACAUUUCUAAAAUGCUCUUUGAGAUUUCCAUUCCUUUAACAAAUGUGCCAGAUCCAAUUCAAGUCAAAAUUGCAAACCACACAGGUUGUAAGUGUUUAACAAAUGUUCAGCGCCAAUCGUAUCCCAUCAUACGAAGAUCUGUUCAGUAUCCAGAGGAGAAUCGUUGUCCCCAUAUAAACAAACUGUGUCACAAUGGCUGGAUAUGGGACAGCAAUAAAUGUGAAUGUGUUGUAGACAAAGAUCAUCCAGGCAGAAAAGGACUCCCUCCGCUUGCUGAACUUGCAAUGUGUGCACCAAAUAUGGACUUUGAUGAAGAAAACUGUGAGUGCAUCUGUAAAUGGAAGUGCACCGGCAAUUUAUUUCAGAACAAAGAGAAUUGUAGCUGUUACUUGUGUACAGAGAACCAGGACAGCUGCCUUCAGAAACAUAAGUCCUUUAAUGCAGAAACAUGCAGUUGUGAAGACAAAUGCCCAUUCCAGGCCAGGAUGUGCCCAACCGUUCGGCCAGUGUGUUCAAGGCACUGUCGCUGUCUGAGAGGAGGAAGAAGUCCUCAUGGGUCCCAAAGCAAAGAAACCCCUUGAUCAAGCUUUUGUCGUCUCCUGUACCACCACCACCACCACACUGCUUUGCCAAGUAGCUGCCUGUCACUGGCUGUUGAAUUAUAAUAAUCAUGGAAAUGGGUGACUUUACUGGUAAUAAAUAAAUAAAAUCUAGUCUGCAUUCAUUAAUAAGACAACGAGUGGAUCUGCAAGGACAUUGCCAUUGUCUGCUACAACAAACGUUAUCCUUGUUCAGUAAACCCAUUGCUGUUUUUUUGGGAAAGGAGGUGGUAUGGCUGAAGCAGUGGGGCCAUCCAUCAUCCAGGAACAUGGAAAUGCAGAAAAUAGAGCUACGCCCUCAACCUGCUAAUAUUAUUCAGCAUGUUUCUUUUUAGAACAACACUGCCAGACCUUCCAGAAUUUGGUUCCCUAAUAUGUUCAGCACUGAAUGAUUUGAUCUACUGUCCAUCUUUUGUUUUCUUCUUUGGGUUUAUUCUGAACUACUGUCUGAUGUGUCAUAUUUAAAAUGUAUAUAGAAAAAUAAAGGCAUCAGUUAUUAAUUAA